Molecule: messenger RNA, 714 nt
Organism: Cooperia oncophora
Lineage: Eukaryota; Metazoa; Nematoda; Chromadorea; Rhabditida; Trichostrongylidae
Source: the annotation of a GenBank genome assembly
AUGCAAAGCCUAUCAGCUCCAGCCACAGUACUCAGUAAGGAUCAAGAUUCUGAAGCAAACUCUAACCGAGUCUUUAUCACACUCGCUGCAGUGUUUGGCGUCAGCCUUGCGCUUACAGGAUUCGAUAGCAUUGAAAAGGUUCCGAGAGCCAAGUUCAAAUGCAUGAAAAGUGUCGGAUAUUCCUUUUUCGUUGGGCGAGUUUACCAAUCAAACAGUGGCGUCGACCACCGCGGAAUCAAGAACAUCAAGGAUGCUCAAGCAGUUAGAUUCAAACGCGUUGACGGAUAUAUCUCCCCCUGCCUGACCUCGUCCUGCCCCAGUGCCGCCAAGCAGGCCUCGAGAGUUUCCACUGCACUGAAGAAAGCUGGAGUUAAAGUCCAAACCAUCUGGAUUGACGUUGAGAAGAAUAAGUGGUCAAGCAAUAAGAAGAAAAAUCGUGCGUUCAUCAGUAAAAUGGGAAAGACGCUCACCGAUCUUGGACACACAUGGGGCAUUUAUACCAACAAGCCCAUGUGGAAAGCAACUGUAGGUUCUCACUAUACCGCUUUGAAGAAUAAACCGCUGUGGUGGGCACGCUACGAUAACACAUUGAGUUUCAAAAACUUCAAGUCCUUCGGUGGAUGGAAAAAGCCGAACAUUCAUCAAUACAGCGGUUACUCCCUUGGGCCGUGCUCAUUCAAGAUUGAAGAAAAUUGGUAUCCAAAAGGACCCUAG